GCCAGAACUGUGGUGAGGCAUAUGACAGCUCGCAGAGUUUGCAGCAGCACCAGCGGACCCACGCCCCACUGUUUCAAGAGGGCACAAAGGCUGCAGGAGCACCAGCGAAUACACAGACCAUGAUGGAGAAGGCUGCUUUUCUCCGGAGACUGCGUGCAGAGACACAGGCAAGUCUUAUGUAUCGAGAAAGGCGGGAGUAAGAAUAGUAAGCGCACCGCAGUAAGCACUCAAUCAGACAAAGUGUCUGAGAGUAGCGGGCGCCUGACUAAAAAGUCGAUUGUAAAGAAAUAACUAUUUUACACGGGGGGGGGUGGGGGGGGAGUCCCGUUGAAACUCCCAUAGGGAGCAAGGCCAUAAAGAAAUGACAGGCCUGGAAGACUCUGAGGAAUCUGAACUAUAGAAUUUAUAAACUGGAAUUCCUCAUGGGUAAAACAAACUCCAGAAGGAGUAUAAAAGACGCAGGCUUAAAGAGUAACCGCAUGGAAUACCCAGAAGAGGUUCUGGGAAACGUUGGCCCAGAUUUGAGCCAGCGACCGAAAUGCCUGAUGAUAAAGAUGAAUAUAUAGGCUGACCUGACAGGGAGGCAGCACCAGAAAUGUCUGAAAGACAAUACAGGCGUUGGUCUACAGGAGACCCAGAAUAUGGAGCAGCACCCAAAAGUGGGCUGCCAAUAUACAGCUCAAUGCAAGAGCUUGAUGUACCUCAAAGAGGAAAAAGGGCUGGCCUGACACUGAGGCAGCACCAGAAAUGUCUGAAAGAUAAUACAGACGUUGGUCUACAGGAGACCCAGAAUAUGGAGCAGCACCCAAAAGUGGGGGGCCAAUAUACAGCUCAAUGUAAGAGCUUGAUGUACCUCAAAGAGGAACAAAAAAGCGUAUGCCUUUCAGAGAGCCAUCGCAUGUAAUACCUGAUAUGAAAAUUCAGGUGAAACCCAUUAUGAGGAGGAAUAUCCAGAAUACACUUGAUAACGAAUCAGUUGAGAACCAGCCAAUGCAAAAAAGAAAAGUGCCAGGGCUGGCCCAAACGUUAUCUAGUCCCAGAAACAAGGGACAACCUCUAUCAGAGGAGAUAGCAGAGAGUAUAAAUUACCUGCUUUCCCAUCAGUUGGAAGACCAACGAUGGAUGAAAUUGUGAACAAAUAUAAAAUCCCGCAGAACUGUGCUUGGUUUUGUGCCUGGAAGGUCUUGUGCCUGGAAGGUCUUGUUUAACUAAUCUUCUUGAAUUUUUUGAAGAUGUUACACGGGAAAUUGAUGAGGGUAACGCAGUGGAUGUUGUGCAUAUGGACUUCAGUAAGGCCUUUGACAAGGUUCCUCAUGGAAGGUUGGUUAAUAAGGUUCAAUGGUUGGGUAUUAAUGGUGGAGUAGCAAGAUGGAUUCAACAGUGGCUGAAUGGGAGAUGCCAGAGAGUAAUGGUGGAUGGUUGUUCGUCAGAUUGGAGGCCAGUGACGAGUGGGGUGCCACAGGGAUCUGUGUUGGGUCCACUGUUGUUUGUCGUGUACAUCAAUGAUCAGGAUGAUGGUGUGGUAAAUUGGAUUAGUAAGUAUGCAGAUGAUACUAAGAUAGGUGGGGUUGCGGGUAAUGAAGUAGAGUUUCAAAGUCUACAGAGAGAUUUAUGCCAGUUAGAAGAGUGGGCUGAAAGAUGGCAGAUGGAGUUUAAUGCUGAUAAGUGUGAGGUGCUACAUCUUGGCAGGACAAAUCAAAAUAGGACGUACAUGGUAAAUGGUAGGGAAUUGAAGAAUGUAGGUGAACAGAGGGAUCUGGGAAUAACUGUGCACAGUUCCCUGAAAGUGGAAUCUCAUGUAGAUAGGGUGGUAAAGAAAGCUUUUGGUGUGCUGGCCUUUAUAAAUCAGAGCAUUGAGUAUAGAAGUUGGGAUGUAAUGUUAAAAUUGUACAAGGCAUUGGUGAGGCCAAUUCUGGAGUAUGGUGUACAAUUUUGGUCGCCUAAUUAUAGGAAGGAUGUCAACAAAAUAGAGAGAGUACAGAGGAGAUUUACUAGAAUGUUGCCUGGGUUUCAGCAACUAAGUUACAGAGAAAGGUUGAACAAGUUAGGGCUUUAUUCUUUGGAGCGCAGAAGGUUAAGGGGGGACUUGAUAGAGGUUUUUUAAAUGAUGAGAGGGAUAGACAGAGUUGACGUGGAAAAGCUUUUCCCACUGAGAGUAGGGAAGAUUCAAACAAGGGGACAUGACAUGAGAAUUAAGGGACUGAAGUUUAGGGGUAACAUGAGGGGAAACUUCUUUACUCAGAGAGUGGUAGCUGUGUGGAAUGAGCUUCCAGUGAAGGUGGUGGAGGCAGGUUCGUUUUUAUAAUUAAAAAAUAAAUUGGAUAGUUAUAUGGAUGGGAAGGGAAUGGAGGGUUAUGGUCUGAGCGCAGGUAUAUGGGACUAGGGGAGAUUAUGUGUUCGGCACGGACUAGAAGGGUCGAGAUGGCCUGUUUCCGUGCUGUAAUUGUUAUAUGGUUAUAUGGUUAUAUGGUUAGGAGUUCCAGCUGUUAACAAAGAAGUGUGGAAUUAUAUGGGCACUGCAGUAAGAGCUCAAGAAAUGAGAUUACAGCAGGUAAAACAAUUAAUGGGGUCAAGCAUUACGGCAUUUGCCAGAGAUCUGGAAGAAGGAAAUAUGACAAUGUCACAACAGGAUGUGAUUGGAAUGAUGUGUGAUGCACAUUUUUGGAGUAAGUCUGUGAUAAGACCUAACAUACAUCCUAAGUUUGCAGGGCUUUGUAAACCAUCUAAUAUAUAAUUGCCACACUUACUCUUUGGAGUGGUGCUCGCCAAAAAACUGAAGGUUCUCAACGAAGAAUCAAUAACCAUCGGGAUGAUGAAGCCACCGAUGUUUGGCAGCAUAGCUGGAAAGCAAAAUCCAUACCGAAGGGGAACUGAAUAAAACCCCAGGACGUGGAGGACAUGGUAUUCCCACAAGGGGCAAGGUACAAAAAGUGAUACUGGUAAACCCUGAGGUAGGUGGUUCUGGUUCUGAUAGAAUAUGAGAUGUGUCCUACUUACAAAUUGGGGGUAGGUUACAAUUAUUUUUAAAAGAAUGGAAACUAAUAACAUCUGAUGCAUAUAUACUGUGCAGUAUAAUGAGGUUUAGAAUUGAAUUUUAACGGAAUGAAAUUCCCCUACUCAACAUAUUCCAAAAAGUAUUCAAUUUUCUCUAAAGAAGAGAUUUGAAAAUUCAAAUAGAAAUUGAUAUUUUGAGUUAAAAAGGGAUAAUAGAGAAAACAAAAAAAAGCUCACAAAUCGCAAACCUUUUUUGUACAGUAUAAACAUUUAAACAUUGAGAUUUUACUAAUGCUUUGCAAUUAAUUUCAACAGAAUGCUAUAUGGCAAGCAUACAUCUCCAAGAUAAAGAUCGUAGAGGUUUCAAAUUUGUCUGGAUGACUCAUUAGUGGUAAUUCAAAGCAUUGCCUAAUGUGUUGACUUCAGUUACUAGAUUGUUUACAGAACUGCUGAAACCAAUCUUAGCAUUGUUAAGAGCUCAAGGCCAUUUGAUAAUGGUUUAUUUGGAUGACAUGUUAUUGUGGGAGACACUGAAGACAUGGCAACAAGCCUCAGUUUUAAAAGUUAAACUUACAUUUCAAUAACUGGGUUUUGUGAUUCUCCCUGUGAUUGUGUAUGAGUCUCCCUGUGCGACAAAGGCAAAACAGUUAUAAUGGGUGACUUCAAUCUACAUAUAGAUUGGGUGAAUCAAAUUGGCAGGGGUGCUGAGGAAGAGGAUUUCUUGGAAUGUAUGCGGGAUAGUUAUCUAAAUCAACAUGUAGAGGAACCAACGAGAGAGCAGGCUAUUUUAGACUGGGUAUUGAGUAAUGAGGAAGGGUUAGUUAGCAAUCUUGUUGUACGUGGCCGCUUGGGCAGGAGUGACCAUAAUAUGGUUGUGUUCUUCAUUAGGAUGGAGAGUGACAUUGUUAAUACAGAAUCAAUGGUUCUGAACUUAAAGAAAAGUAACUUUGAGGGUAUGAGACGUGAAUUGGCCAAGAUUGACUGGCAAUUAAUUCUAAAAGGGUUGACGGUGGAUAUGCAAUGGAAGACAUUUAAAGACUGCAUGGAUAAACUACAAAAAUUGUUCAUCCCAAUUUGGCAAAAUAAUAAAUCAGGGAAGGUAGUACAUCCGUGGAUAACAAGGGAAAUCAGGGAUAGUAUCAAAGCGAAGGAUGAUGCGUACAAGUUAGCCAGAAAAAGCAGCAUACCGGAGGACUGGGAGAAAUUCAGAGACCAGCAAAGGGCUUAAUUAGGAAAGGAAAAAUAGAUUAUGAAAGAAAACUGGCAGGGAACAUAAAAAGUGACUGCAAACGUUUUUAUAGAUAUGUGAAAAGAAAGAGAUUAGUUAAAACAAAUGUAGGUCCCUUGCAGUCAGAAACAGGUGAGUUGAUCAUGGGGAACAAGGAUUUGGCGGACCAAUUGAAUAACUACUUUGGUUCCGUCUUCACUAAAGAAGACAUAAAUAAUUUGCCGGAAAUAGCAGGGGACCGCGGGUCAAAGGAGUUGGAGGAAUUGAGUGAAAUCCAGCUUAGCCGGGAAGUGGUGUUGGGUAAAUUGAAUGGAUUAAAGGCUGAUAAAUCCCCAGGGCCAGAUGGGCUGCAUCCCAGAGUACUUAAGGAAGGGUGAUUGUUCCUGUGAGAAAGGCAACUCUGCGCUGCAAGAUACUGGAAACCUCUCGGCCCCUCACUUUCUAUCUUCUCGAUUCCAACUGCAUUACCCUGUUGGGCAGCCAAGCAUGCCAGGACUUGGGCCUGGUCUCCUUCCACCCUGACAUCCACAAGGUACAGGCCCUAAUGGACCCGUUGACUGAAUAUUCUGACCGCUUUGUUGCACAGCUGGGCAAGAUGCCCUGCAACUACAAGAUUGUGGUCGACCGCAAGGACGAGCCAGUGGUCCGUGCGGCACACCGUGUUUCCUUCGCCAUGAAGGACAAAGUAGAAUCGACGCUGCACAGCAUGGUAACCAUGGGCAUCCUAAAGGCGGUCAGCGAACCCACCAGGUGGGUCUCCACCAUGGUUGUUGCUGCGAAAAAGGACAAAAGCGAAAUGCGCAUUUGCAUCAACCCUAAACCUUGCCAUCAAACGCCCGCACUACCCCAUGAGAACAGUAGAGGACGUCGCUGCACAGGUUGGUCUGGCCACAAUCUUUUCUGUCCUCGAUGCCAAGAGCUCCUUCUGGCAGAUACCGCUUGACGAACAGUCCUCCGAACUGACAACUUUCAGCACCCCCUUCGGCAGAUUUAAGUUCCUCCGAACGCCAUUCGGAAUCGACUCUGCCAGCGAGGUGUUCCAACGGACAAUGGAACAGCUGUUUGCCCGUCUACCGUGUGCCAUCAUCGUUGACGACAUCCUGGUCUACGGUAAGGAUGUCGCUGAGCACGACUUGUGGCCCUUGUGGCUAAGGGGAUCAGGGGGUAUGGAGAGAAGGCAGGUACGGGAUACUGAGUUGGAUGAUCAGCCAUGAUCAUAUUGAAUGGCGGUGCAGGCUCGAAGGGCCGAAUGGCCUACUCCUGCACCUAAUUUCUAUGUUUCUAUGUUUCUAUGACUUCAACCUCCGCCAGGUCCUAGACCGGGCCCGGAAAAUCAACUUGAAACUAAACCCCAAGAAGUGCCGGUUCCGCGUCCCGGAGGUCACAUAUGUUGGACAUGUUUUCACAGCCUCGGGGCUGAAACCCGACCCGCAGAAAACAGCUGUCAUCUCCGGGAUGUCAUCGCCUACUGAUGUGCCCAGCCUGCAACGUUUCCUGGGCAUGGUAAAGUACCUGGGGAAGUUCAUCCCCGACCUCAGCGAGCUCAGCGCACCCCUGAGGGAUUUGAUAAAGAAGGACACGGCCUGGGCUUGGUUCCCCCAACACCAGAAAGCCUUCGACAUCCUUAAAUCCAAGCUAAUCAGUACCCCCACACUUACAUUUUUUGACCUGCAGCGUCCCAUUAUCAUCACCUGCGACGCCUCUCAGUUCGGGCUCGGUGCUGCUUGCCUGCAGCUCCAUGACGGCCUGCAGCUGCCUGUCUCCUUCGCGUCCCGUGCCAUGACCCCUGCUGAACAGCACUACGCACAGAUUGAGAAGGAGUUACUGGCCGUGGUGUUUGCCUGCUCCAAUUUCAAGGACUACCUUCUGGGCAACACCUUUACCAUCGAAACUGAUUACCAGUCGCUUGUCACCAUCCACAACAAAUCGAUCCAUGUUGCCUCAUCCCGGCUGCAGCGCAUGAUGCUGCAGCUCCAGCGCUUCACUUUCGAAGUUGUGUAUCGUAAGGGCAAAGACAUGAUCGUGGCCGACAUGCUGUCCCGCGCCCCGCUAACAUCCACCGAUCGCCACCCCUAUGAAAUGUCUGACCUGAUGGUGCUCAAUGUGAAUAUUGUCCCUUCACAUCAGAUGAAGUCCCUGGUCCAGCACACUGCCGAUGAUACUGCCCUACAAACAGCUAGCUGCCAUCAUCCAGUAUGGCUGGCCCAACCGUCCUUCCGCUCUGCCGGCUGGCGCCCUGCCCUACUUCCUGGUCCGUGAUGAGCUACUACUACACGACGGCGUGGUUGUGAAAGGACACAAGGUUGUUGUGCCUGCUGCGCUGCACGACCACUAUUUUCAGGCCGCUCACCGCGGUCAUCCUGCGGCCGAAGCCACCUUGUCUCACGCCCAGAGACAGCUCUACUGGCCUGGUAUGGCUCAAUACAUCCGGGAGAGGGUCUCCUCCUGUUCCACCUGCAAUAGUCUCGCCCCCCCACCAGCAACGACAGCCGCUUCUGCAGCAGGCUGCACCCGAACUGCCCUGGAUGGCGGUUGCACUGACAUUUUCGAGUGGCGAGGCAAACACUUCCUGGUCCUCGUCGACUCUUACUCCAACUGGUUCGAGGUUGACCAGCUGCACUCCCUCACCUCUUCGGCCGUUGCCGAUAAGAUGCACCGCCAUUUCUCUACCUUUGGCAACCCGGCCAGCCUGCAGUCGGACAACGGCAGUCAAUUCAAGAGCUCCAUGUUUAGAGCUUUCGCCACCAGCUGGUACUUCCGCCACUUCACCAGCAGCCCUGAGUACCCGCAAAGCAACGGUCUGGCCGAGCAAGAGCAAAGAGCUUGCUGGAACAAUGUCGCUUGUCUAACUCCGACUUCUUCCUGGCCCUCCUUAACCUUCGCAACAUAUCCCGUGACCCUGCAAUGGGCCCCCCUGCUCAGCGGCUCAUGUCUCGCACUGCCAGACCCCCGAUCCCGGUGGCCCAGCGCUCAAUCAUCCCCUCUGUCCUCAAGCCCGCUGCUGUUCAGGAGCGCAUUGCCCUUAAGAGCGAUGUUCAGAAGCGCUCCAAUGACAAGUCCUGCCGCCCCCUUCCGCGCCUUUUCCCCUGUCAGGUCGUCCGCAUGCAGACCUCCUCCGGUCACUCCAAGCUCGCUACCGUCGUCGCCUCUGCUGGGUCACCCAGGUCCGAUCUCGUCGACCAUGCAGGCACCGUCUACCGCCGGUCCCGCCAACACCUGCGGCUCGUCAACGAGCCACGACCGCCGCCCGCGGAUCCUUUUGCUCCCCCACUGCAAUUUCGGUCUCCGGACGAUGCUCUGCCCGCCGCCCCUCGCAUGCCACGGUCUUUACCCUCUCAGCUCUAUCAGUCCAAUCCUCCUCCGGUUUGCCCUCCCUCGCCUGCCCGCGCGCUGCCCGCUGCUGACCCCGCAUCCCCUCCUGCCUUUCUGCCCUUGUCUUCUCCGUCUCCUCCUGGCUCCCCCGUGCCAGUUUGGCCGUCUGCACCUGUUCCACUUCUUCCUGCAGGGAGGGAAGAUGGCGAGAUCCGAACCCGGUCGAGACGUGUUGUCAAGCCGCCUGUCCGCUAUGGCGACUUUGCUUAACCGUUUCUAGCGCAUGAGACGUGGUCGCCCUGUCACUAAUUUGUUUGCCUUUCGUUUCCAAGGGGAAGGAUGUAGAUGAGAUAUGCAUGUGCCUUUAAUAUAGUUACCUCAUCACUACUAACCACUCCCCAUAUCACAAGUAGAAUUACAACCUCCCCACCCACAUAUCACUCUUUAGUUUUCCGUGACAGAUCACGUACAGCUAGUGCUCUCUGUAAAAACACAGUGUGAAUAAAAUGAAGUAAAGU
This is a messenger RNA of Leucoraja erinaceus (little skate), 8052 nucleotides long. RefSeq lists its product as uncharacterized. Bases 6378 to 7814 code for a protein of 478 amino acids. The record is from RefSeq and is a predicted model, not a curated record. Gene Ontology annotation, molecular function: nucleic acid binding. Gene Ontology annotation, biological process: DNA integration. The transcript has 2 exons. Lineage: Eukaryota; Metazoa; Chordata; Chondrichthyes; Rajiformes; Rajidae.